Messenger RNA from Porites lobata, 270 nucleotides. The record is from the annotation of a GenBank genome assembly. NCBI's taxonomy places the organism in Eukaryota, Metazoa, Cnidaria, Anthozoa, Scleractinia, Poritidae.
AUGUCACACCACUAUAGUAAAAUGACAUCAAGGAAGAAAAUGUCACAUCACGGUAGUAAAAUGACAUCAAGGAAGAAAAUGUCACAUCACGGUAGUAAAAUGAUAUCAAGGUAGAAAAUGUCACGUCACGGUAGUAAAAUGAUAUCAAGGAAAAAAGUGUCACACCACAGUAGUAAAAUGAUAUCAAAGUAGAAAAUGUUCCAUCACGGUAGUAAAAUGACAUCAAGGAAGAAAAUGUCACAUCACGGUAGUAAAAUGAUAUCAAGGUAG